Mizuhopecten yessoensis (Yesso scallop) is the source of this 7563-nucleotide messenger RNA. RefSeq names its product RAC-beta serine/threonine-protein kinase B-like. Gene Ontology annotation, molecular function: ATP binding; protein serine/threonine kinase activity. NCBI's taxonomy places the organism in Eukaryota, Metazoa, Mollusca, Bivalvia, Pectinida, Pectinidae. The coding region runs from base 144 to 1616 and encodes 490 amino acids. The transcript is spliced from 11 exons. Gene Ontology annotation, biological process: protein phosphorylation. The record is from RefSeq and is a predicted model, not a curated record.
UCAAGCGAGAGUUGUGAACGGUGCUUGAAUAAUGCGAGCAACAGUGGUACGGCUGGCAAUGGGAACACAACAAAAUACUGAGUUUUGAAGGCUUGAUCGAAGUUAAUAAGCAGAUCUGCCUUUGUUGGUUGUGAGAGGCAGAGAUGUCUGCCCAAGACAACCCUGUGCCUGUCAUAAAGGAAGGAUUCCUCUGGAAACGAGGAGAACACAUUAAGAACUGGCGGAAGCGAUACUUUAUCCUGCGUGAGGAUGGAUCCUUCCUUGGCUUCAGGACAAAGCCAGAACAUGGACUCAAUGACCCACUCAAUGACUUCACAGUCAAAGACUGUCAGCUUAUGCCCCAGGAGAAGCCCCGUCCUAACACAUUUAUAAUCCGCGGCCUGCAAUGGACAACGGUAGUGGAGCGCAUGUUCUGUGUGGAGAGUGCUGACGAGCGUCAAGAGUGGAUGGAAGCAAUCCGCUCCAUUGCUGCAAACAUGAAAGGCACAGAUGACGGAGGAGCAUCUGUCUUUGAUAAAUCAAAAAAGAAAGUGACCUUGGAUGACUUUGACUUCCUCAAAGUGUUGGGUAAGGGAACGUUUGGCAAGGUAAUUCUGUGUAAGGAGAAGGCCAACAGCCAGCUGUAUGCUAUCAAAAUCCUCAAGAAACAAGUUAUUAUUCAGAAGGAUGAAGUGGCACAUACUUUGACCGAGAACAGGGUCCUACAAACCACCAAGCAUCCAUUUUUAACGCAACUCAAGUAUUCAUUCCAGACACCUGACCGACUGUGUUUUGUGAUGGAGUAUGUGAAUGGAGGAGAGUUGUUUUUCCAUCUGUCCAGGGAACGAGUUUUCACAGAAGACAGAACACGGUUUUAUGGAGCAGAAAUAAUCUCUGCAUUAGGAUAUCUUCAUGAAAAUAAUAUAGUCUACAGAGAUCUGAAGUUAGAAAAUUUAUUACUAGACAAAGAUGGACAUAUCAAAAUUGCUGACUUUGGUCUAUGUAAAGAAGAGAUGUUUUUUGGUGCCAGCACAAAGACGUUUUGUGGAACUCCAGAGUACCUGGCACCAGAGGUGCUUGAGGACAACGACUAUGGCCGAGCAGUAGACUGGUGGGGAACAGGUGUGGUUAUGUACGAGAUGAUGUGUGGACGUUUACCAUUUUACAAUCGUGAUCAUGACAUUUUGUUUGAACUGAUUCUUGUGGAGGAUGUGCGAUUCCCAAAGACAUUAACACAAGCUGCCACAUCUCUACUCGGAGGAUUAUUAAUAAAAAAUCCAAAGAAGAGACUUGGUGGUGGAGAAGCUGAUGUAAAGGAAAUCACAGACCAUCCAUUUUUUGCGCCAGUUAAAUGGGAUAAACUGAUCGAAAAAGGGAUCGCCCCUCCCUGGAAGCCAGAUGUGAAGAGUAGCUGUGACACAAAGUACAUCCCAGACGAGUUUGCACGGGAGCCAAUGUCUCUGACCCCGCCCCACCACAGACAGAGUGAGCUGUCACAAAGCUCACGACAACUGCUGUCCAUACAGGAGGAAGGCGAGAUGCCAUACUUUGAACAGUUCUCCUACCAUGGCACGAGUAGCCGCAGCUUCGGCAGCUACCUUAGCCAGUCUGUGUCAGGCACUGACGAAACGUUUUGAUGUACCGUGAACACAUCCAAUUCAAUGUUAUCAAAGCGUUAAAGCUGAACAGUGUUUUAAAUCUGAAAGAGAAUGUAUCCUUCCUUCCUUUGACCUGAAUUUCAAAUAUCAUUAAUUGGUCUGAUUUCAAAUAUGAAAAUUUACCAGCAUUACUAGUAGUGAUAGUGAUUUUUGCUGGUUGAAAACAGUAUAUAUUUUCCUCAGAAAGCUUUUAAUUGCCCUUACCCUUAAUAUCUUACUUUUUAGGUAUUUUAUACUCACAUACCACUUAUCAAAAGGACUGUGAACUAUAUAUACAGCGAUGACAAACUUAAUGUCUUUCGAAAGGAACAGAAAUGACAUUGCCAUUGUCUGCAGUUUACUUUUUAAUAAUGAUGAGAUCAUUAUUUUGGUUAGGUUUAUCAAUUAAUUUGAACUUGUUAAAUGUAUCAUAAAAUGGAAUGAAACAUUUACCCAGUAGGCCACUACACAGAUAUAAGGGCAACUAAUAGGUUAACUACGGGCUUCCCAGUGAACUUACAGCUGCAGUAGGGAAUUCACCAUAAAUUAAUAGGUAAAGUAGGGAUAACCCUGUUAUCUAAUUUGUUCAGUAGAGAUAGUUCUUGAUUCAAUAUGGAUGUGUCCCUGUGAUUAUUGGUUCAUGAAGGUUGGGAUAUCUCAUCUAAAUAUUUGAUUCAAUAGGGAUGAUCCAGGUGUGCAAAGUAAUGAUUCAGAGAUAUCCCAUGAUGAAAUAGGGCUAUCACAGUAUUCUAAAGGGUUCAGUAGGGUUCAAUAUCCCAGGAUGCAAUAGAGCCGUCACAGUAGAUAAGCUCAGAAGGGAUAUCACAAUAUGUACGAUAAUGGAUUCAGUAGGGAUAUCCCAGGAUGCAAUAGAGCUGUCUCAGUAGAUGGGCUCAGAAGGGAUAUCACAAUAUGUACAAUGAUGGGUUUAGUAGGGAUAUCCCAGGAUGCAAUAGAGCUGUCUCAGUAGAUAGGCUCAGAAGGGAUAUCACAAUAUGUACGAUAAUGGAUUCAGUAGGGAUAUCCCAGGAUGCAAUAGAGCCGUCUCAGUAGAUAGGCUCAGAAGGGAUAUCACAAUAUGUACAAUGAUGGGUUUAGUAGGGAUAUCCCAUGAUGCAAUAGGGCCGUCUCAGUAAAGUAUAUAGAUUCAGUAGGGAUUUCACAGUAUACUUAUGGAUUCAGUAGGGAAAUCCCAUGAUGCAAUAGUAAUGGGUUUAGUAUAGCUCUAUCUCAGCAAAUUUUUCAAUUCAGUAAUGAUAUUCUUGUUAAGUAAUGGGUUUAUUAGGAAUAUCCUGGUAUUAGAAUAGCGUCAGAAAACGUAUUCCUGUAAAAUGUUUGUAAAAAUGAACAUUUCUGUACAGGAAUUAACUCAGUAGCUGAUUAUUGGGCCGGUUGAUCUAUUGAGUGCUUGUAGAAUUCUAAGUAAGUGCUAAAGAGUGAGUGUUACAAAGUAAGAUAGGGGUUAUACUUGUGUAUAGCUGUGUAAUCCUUAGUUUGUUAAUGCUUACAGAGGGUUACUUUUAUGUGUGAUAUUUACAAGUAUAGGUCUCGUUAUACUGAUCCUCCAGUCAGUUGGCCCAUUCAACUAAAAUAUUACUUAAGUCUUGGACAUAAAUAAGGCUACAACAAGAACUACAACCCUUGUAGUACAAGUAGAAGCCGUCCUAGUGUCCCAUUUGUUUUAGGGGAUGGGUUAAACGAUACAGCUCUCUGAGUGAAACAUGAAUCGUUGUUCAUUGUUAUCAUCAGCAUACCAAAGACAACAGUGUUUUGUUUUUUUAUAUUAUAGGAGUUUUGUCUUGUGUCCAUUGUCUGUGUAAACUGCUUAUUUUGAUAGAUUUUAAAGAAAAACUGAGGUGCCUUUUUUGUCAUUUUUUCAUCAUAUGCCAAAAUGACGAUAUCCUUUAAGGUAUAUCGGUUUAGGUUUACAAUGUACAAGGUUUAAGGUUUGUUAAGGUAUUUCUCCUAAAUCUGGUCUCAUUUCAAGGUGUAUACUAUAAUUCCCUAUUAAUCAUUGAUAAUUAUGAUAUAGGUAAGUUUUAUAGAGCUUUUAAUCAAAUCAAGUCAUUAACAUUUGAAAUUAAUGUUCCAAAUUGCUUUAAUUGAAUGAUAUUUUGAUGAUAAUUUACAUAUAUAAUCAAACUUAUUUUUAAUGAUUUAACUGUUUAAGAAUUACAAAAUAUUGCAUAUGUACAGUGAAACACUGUUACUCGGCUCUCUCCAAAAUCCAGCAAAAAAUUAAUAUGAAAUGAGUAAUCCUGUUCGAUUAAAUUGUAUGACUUGAUAUUCCCGUCCAGACAAAAGAGGUUUCACUGUAUAUCAAUAUUAUUUAGUUAGUAUACAAACAGGUAUAUGCAAGUAGUUCAAGCAACAAUUUGAGAACUUUUAGCUUGAAAGGUUGUAUGACAUAACGGACUAUCAAGAUGGGAAGUAGGAUUUUUUUGUCGAAGGGCGUUGAACAUUGAUUGGUCUGACAAUGUUAAUACUUAUUGUUUCUGGGGUGGGAAACUGGACGGCUGUUGAUAUUACCAUUGUUGUACUAAGUAUGCAUAUAUUAUGCUCGUGGUCGUUGAUGCCUUUUUUACCUAGUGAUAAUAUAAUGUUCCAGUACGCUGUGUGCUCUGCACACGCAUGUCUCCAUGUUUGACUGUGGGUUCCCAUACACCUUAUUACAGUUCCACAAUACUUUGUAAUUUAUUGUAAAUGACUAUAUUGUAGUGGAGUUAUCAGUCGGUAUGUCUGUGUAUAUACUUGUAAAUCUAAUGAUACAUUUAUGACAAGUGAUUAUCGGUAAUUGAGAAAAUGUUGUUUGUUUCAAAUGAGAAGGGACAAAUUACAAAUACGAUUGUUUUUAAUGGUAUUCGGUGGAGUGAAAUGCUGGCAUUUCAAAUUAACCUAUUUUAUCCUAUCAAUAAGUGACAUAUGUAGUUAUCAGUUAUUUUCAUACCCCUCCUUUCUCCCUGUCAUAAAUUUUAAGGAACCAAACUUAAUAACUUGCUUUUAAGAGUUUCAAGAAUUUCAAGUUCUUUGUUUCAAGUGUAUUACCAAAUAAUAUGAAAAAAGGUUAACCACUAGACUGUCUACUAUCCUCAGUGUGCUAGAUAAACACCCAUAAAAUGGUUGUUAAUUUUAAAUAAUUUGCCAUCACACACACAGGAUUCCCUGUUUCCAUGUGAAGUUAGAAGUAGUCAAUCAUAAGUAUGUGGCUGGCUUUUGCUACUAUUGUGCUAACAUGUCACCGUUUCCACUGGUGUACAGGCCUAGGACACGGGACCUGUCUCCUAACAAUAUGUUAUCAACUCAACACGGGCUCCUGUAAAGUUCAGUGUUAUAUUAUUAUAUUAAACAGAAGAAAGAGACAUUCAGAUAUGUUUGUACUGUUAUCUACAACUUUAAAAACGUCAUGGUAUUUUAUUCUCCUUAAUUUUAUUUUAAUUUGUACCGGUAAGUAAACUGUUUUACAAAAAAAUAAAUCUUUAAUACAAUACUUACAUAGGUGCUUUGGUUUUUACUGUCAUAUCACUGUAUAGCCCAUUAGCCUUAUUGAAGACAAAUAUUAUAAUGUUAAUAUCAAUCUCUAAGACUGCUACAUGUUCCAUCUUUAGAACAAGAAAAUGUUUUGAGAGUAUGGACAAGUCCAGGGGGCCAUCACAAAAUUACUGACUCAAAGUAGCAGAUUGGCAUACAGGACAAUUAAAUAUCUUUUUAGCGUUUUACUGAAUUCCAUAUAGAUAUAGGCAGGUCUGUUUCUAUGAGUUUGUUUAUGUUCGGAUAAUAACAUUGUCAAAAUGACAAGGUAUGAUGCACUUAUAAUUAUUAGAGAAAAUUCAUUCAUAGUUUUCUUCACAAAGUGUUCAACUUUAAACUUCCUAUCAAUGGAUCAAUAUAUACAUAUAUACCGGUAUACUGAAUUACUCGAUUCCUAAUGAUUAUUAAUAUUGUUUAUCUAUGCUUGAUUUGGAUUCAAAUUUCAAAACAGUGUUAAGUUGAUGCCUGGUAUUGGUGUAUUAAAAGUAUUUUUGUUAACAGAAUAGUUCAAAAUCUUUUUGAAAUCAACAUCUUGAAGACCACUUUUACUGAAAUAUAGGGCAUCAUCAUUCAUGGAACUAGAUAUGAGAAACAUAGUUUGGAUAUGAUGUAUAUAUAUUUUUAGUCCCUAAAACUACCUGAUCUUUGUGUAAUGUCUUAAUUGAUUAUUGUUGGUUUUACCCGGUUAUAGUUGACCAACAAUCAGAAUCGGAGAGCUGCACAUUUAUAUACUGUGUAAACCCGGUGAUGCCUGUCUGUGUUGACCGAGCUUGUUCCAUCCUCUGCAUAUGCUAAUGUGUACAUACUCUUUACACUCAUGCCAAGCUACUAAAAUGUGGCAUAUCAUCAUUAAUGUAAACAUUGCCUAUCAUUACGGCUGCACAAUUAUGACCACACCCAACAUUUAAUCCACAGCUCCAGAUGUUUUCUCGUUUAACAUGGAACAGGCAGGUCUAAGAAAUAAUUUGUUUUCACUGAAUUUCAGUUUUCUAUUUAUUUUAUUUUUAGACCCGAUUUAUGUAUGAUAACUCAUUCUUGUAUUUAGAUAAAUCCUAAGAGGUACGAAUUCCACCCUGAGAGGUUUUACAUAAGUUUGGCAGCUGGAACUGAUGUUUCGCUCCAUGUCAUUACCCAGGCUCUGAUCCAACCUCCAUAGACAGUUAUUCUUGCCUGUGUUUCUGACCUGACCAGCCAUCUAUUACUACCUUGUGCUUUUGUACUGUUGUUACACUACCUCAAUCACUUAGGUAAAUCUAAAUGAUGAGAGGAUGGUGGUUGGUUGAACAGAUUUUUGUUCCACUUCCCCAUACAUUUUUUAUUUAAUAAAUAAUCAACAUAUGUGCAUGUAUUUAUAUUGGAAUAUUUAACGAGGGUGAGAAAAUGUUUGAAAAACAUUUAUCAAAGCAAAGGCUGCAAAUCGUUUUUCCAACUUCUUUAAAUUCUGAGUUAUAUAUAACACCAUAAUAUACAAACGUAUGUUGGUGAUUAUAUCAAUUUUUCAUCACGUCUAAAUGUAAUGAAAUGUGCAUUCAUGUCUACCUCAGUGCCUGUAAAGCUAUGUGACUUCGAGAUUCAAAUUAUUUGGCUUUGCAAACAUCUAUCACAUGAUGCUAUUUACAUCAUACCAACAAGCUAUGUGCAACUGGUAUGGUAGAUUCUGGAAGCUGCAGCCAUUGGUCCUUCUCUAUGUGUUAAUUGUUUAUGUAUGCACAUGUACAUGAACAGAUGUAUCCUCUUUAGCUCCAAAAAGUAAACUCUUCCAAGGCUAGUGACAAAUAGCUAGUUUGUUUACAUUUAAAAUAAAGGUGAGGCUUUGGAAAGCAAUGCAUAUGCAUGAUAUAAAUGGACAAAAAAAGAAGAAAAAUAUACAUGCAUUUCUAAUGGCAAAUUUCCCAUGUUUACUAACAAAUAUAAAGUCUGGUUACACUGUCGAUGUGGUAGAAUUUACUUUAAAUUAUAUUAAAGACUUCUUUCCUUUAAAAGCAGACAAAGACCCCCCAAUGUGUCCUGCUAUCUUAGUUCUCCAUUUAAUGCAGUAUUAAAAAGGGACUGUUUAGUCAUGUGAAACCAUAUACCCUGGGUCACAGCCUCAUGUCCGGUGUUCCAUCCAAACAACUCCCAGAAUACUCUAUAAUUAUUGUAAGAAGUAGUUGUUAUGGCUUCGAUGUUUGUGGUGACUGACACAGUAAGUAUUUGUGAUGGUGUCUCUCCUUUUAAAUUUAUGAUUUGUCGUUCCAAAGAUAAAGUACACAUUUUUGUCAGUUAAAUUAUAAGUACAGUUGUUUCAUGAAAAAUUGGGCUAUCUCCAGUAAUAUUAGAUGUUGACUUGGAUACAUUAUCCUAUGAAAAUAACAUGGAGUCAGCAUGGACAAUCCAUGGAAAGCAUUGUGUAUAAAAUAAAGUUUUUUAUGUAGUUUUA